Molecule: messenger RNA, 3132 nt
Organism: Crotalus tigris (Tiger rattlesnake)
Lineage: Eukaryota; Metazoa; Chordata; Lepidosauria; Squamata; Viperidae
Gene: CLIP3
Product: CAP-Gly domain containing linker protein 3
Exons: 14
Coding region: 172-1782 (536 amino acids)
Biological process (GO): cytoplasmic microtubule organization
Cellular component (GO): microtubule plus-end; cytoplasm; nucleus
Molecular function (GO): microtubule plus-end binding
Source: RefSeq, a predicted model, not a curated record
GCGGCUUCGGCUGCUGAUGCCGCGGCCGAUGAUGCUGCGGGCGGCGCAUGAGCGCUGCCAUCACCGCCUCCUCCUCCUCCUCCAUUCCGCGCUGCGCCCGCCGAGCCCAGCCGAGGGUCGCCUCGCCGCCGCCGCUGCAUUCUCCGCCCGAGAAAAGAGCUUCCCGCUGCCAUGACCAAAGACGACUCCGCCGAGCUCCCUUCCGAGGAAGACCACCAGGCGCUGGAAUUCCAGAGCCCAAUCCUGGAGAGGAGGAAGAAGCCCAUCGUCCACCCUUCAGCCCCAGCUCCGCUCCCCAAAGAUUAUGCUUUCACUUUCUUUGAUCCCAACGAUCCUGCUUGCCAAGAAAUCCUUUACGAUCCCAUCACUACCGUCCCGGAGCUGUUCGCCAUCAUCCGCCAAUGGGUUCCCCAGGUGCAGCACAAGAUCGACAUGAUCGGCAAUGAGAUCCUGAAGCGUGGCUGCCACGUCGAUGACCGGGAUGGGCUGACAGAUAUGACUCUCCUGCAUUACGCAUGUAAAGCUGGUGCACACGGCGUGGGUGAUCCCGCUGCCGCCGUGCGCCUCUCUAACCAGCUGCUGGCCCUGGACGCAGAUGUGACACUACGCAGCCGCUGGACCAACAUGAACGCGCUCCAUUACGCGGCCUACUUUGACGUCCCCGAACUCAUCCGCAUCCUCCUCAAGGCCUCCAAGCCCAAAGUUCUCAACUCGACAUGCAGUGAUUUUAACCAUGGAACCGCCUUACACAUCGCUGCUUCGAAUCUCUGCUUGGGGGCCGUGAAGUGUCUUCUGGAACAUGGGGCCAACCCCGCUGUCAGGAAUAGCAAAGGGCAGGUCCCGGCUGACGUCGUGCCAGAUCCCAUGGACAUGACCCUGGACAAGGCCGAGGCUGCCAUGAUCGCCAAGGAGCUGAAGCAGCUGCUGCUGGAUGCCGUGCCUUUGACUUGCAGCCUGCCCAAGGUCACCUUACCCAACUACGACAAUAUUCCUGGGAACCUCAUGCUCCUCUCUCUUGGCCUUAAGCUGGGUGACCGGGUCCUGGUGGACGGGCAGAAGGUGGGCACCUUGCGUUUCUGUGGCACCACCGAGUUUGCCAGUGGCCAGUGGGUCGGCGUGGAGCUGGAUACGCCGGAGGGCAAGAAUGACGGCAGCGUGGGCGGCAUCCGCUACUUCAUUUGCCCUCCGAAGCAUGGACUGUUCGCUUCAGUGUCCAAGAUCUCCAAAGCUGCUGACCAAAUACCGUCGGUCACCUCCACCCCACGGACCCCCCGCAUGGAUUUUUCCCGCAUGACAGCCAAAGGGCGCAAGGAGAAGGACAAAGACCGGAAAGCGCUCAGAAAGAAAUCCUUAUCCGUGGGCAGCCUGGACCGCGAAGGACUGAAGAUCGACAUUGGAGAUCAGGUGCUGGUGGCUGGACAGAAGCAAGGGGUCAUUCGUUUCUACGGGAAGACCGAUUUUGCUCCAGGCUACUGGUUUGGAAUUGAGCUGGACAAACCGACAGGGAAGCACGACGGCUCUGUUUUUGGGGUUCGCUACUUCACCUGCGCCCCUAAGCAUGGCGUUUUUGCCCCCCCGUCCAGGGUCCAGAGAAUUGGAGGCCCCAAGGACUCUCAAGAUGCCACUUCAGGAAAGAAGGUGCACCAAGUGACCAUUUCACAGCCGAAGCGCAAUUUCACCACAGUCAGAUCUCCGAAAGACAUCACGUCAGAAAAUUCCAUCUCUAGGAUCCUCUUCUGUUGCUGGUUCCCGUGGAUGCUGCGUGCGGAAAUGCAGCCGUAGAGUUCUCGCCCCCCCCCCAGCACCCACUCUUCCUCCUCUUCCUCCGCUCUUUCUUCGCUCUCCACGUAAUCAAAGACUGCUCUUCGGAUCUGUCGCUCACCUCUCCUGCUCCCCACCUCCAUCACCAUUCUAGUGAACCCAGUGCCUUGCUAGAUCACCUGAGCACCCCAGUAGAUUGUGAGAAACGCUAAACCCCUCCUGUUUGCUCCCCACUUUCUGAGCUGUGGCACCACCGGUCUCUUCUAGCACUUCUUUUGAGGAUCUGGCAACGGCCAUUAGAAUCAUUUUUCUAUUGGGGGGGCAGGGGGGAGGACGUCCCUUCAGUUAUGCUUGGGAGACACGUCUCUGAGCUUUCCGGCAGUCAGGAAAUCCAUAGUCCAGUUCUGAGGUCUUCACCAUGAAAAAGCACAUUGCAAAUCCACUUGGCUUCCUUGGACAACCGUUUGUCUGGGGUGGAGUAAGACCUCCUGCCUUGGGCGGGGGGUUGGACUAGAAGACCUCUGAGGUCCCGUCCAGCCCUAGGAUACUACGAUUCUAAAAUUGAGUCUGCAGCUAAGGGACAACAGUCUCCCCUAGUUUGCAGUUGACCCAGCCCUUUGAGUGACAGACAUAGGAAACUGGCACUCUUGUUUCUAAAGUUGCUGGCUGGGGGAUUCUGGGAGUGGAAGUCCGCGUACAUUUUUCAAGUUGCCGAGCUUGAAAAACACCACCUUGGGCCAAUGUGGGCCACAAAUGCUCCAUUGAGGAGGGCUGUGGUCAAGAAUCACUCUGCUUGGUCGACCAGUUAGGAUCCGAGUCCCAAGCAGACAGCUUGUUGAACAUCAAGCUAAGAUUCUCUCCAGAAUCAUGGCUUGUUCUUCCAUGCAAAUGCAGCCUUAACUAAAAUUCCUCGGCGUUUCCCUUUUUCUCCUAAGCAGUUUUUAUCUUAUCAUCAACCAAUUUCAAAAGCCAGAUGCUUCUCCUCUGCCAAAGAGCAAAUCUCUGCUCAUUUUGGUGACUUAAUCUUAAGUGUGCCCAUGAAUGCAGAUUUAAACACGGCUUUAAAUCAUCUGCCCAUUUUGUGACUAACGUGUGAGCAGGAUGGGUGCCGAGUGCGAAUGCCUUUGCCCACCGAUACCCUAAGUAGCCUCUCUCAUUAGCCAUCUUCCUUUCUAGCUGAAACCUCCCUCUUUGGGUUACCGAUGCAACAAGACACCUUAAAGAAAACCUAGUGUGAGUUAAGCAGCCGGUGCUUAGCUUAUGUCUGUGCAAAUUAACAUACAGGGAGGGGUGAACCGCCCAAUAGCAUCCUCUGAUGGUGUGUAGUGUUUGCGUGUCUCUCUGUGUGUAAGUACAAUACCAGAAGUCUGU